GUCUCCAGCCCGCCCCUUUGGCGGUUGGCGAGAAGGGAAGAGGGCGGGGCGCUCUGCGAGAGCGGGGCAGUGAGUUGGAGGGGAUACGUCCGCGAGGCGUGACGUAGCGCGUCGUCAUGGCGCCUGCAAGAUGGCGGCCCCCUGAUGGGGAGAGUUGUUGAGAUGCGGAAAGGAGGCUCUUGUGGAGACAAAUCUCUCUGCCCGCCUGUCCACACGUAGGGAGGGUGCUAAGAUGCAAGUGAGCUUUUGACAGCGGGGGAAGAGAGAAAGAGAGACUGUAUGUGAAAAUAUUGGGCCAAAACAGCUACCAAGGUUCUUCAGGCCCAGGGAAUAUAACUGUCUGGCUGGCACUAUGCUGAAUAAGCAACCCGUUCUCGGGGAAUCCCUCGUCGUAUUCGCCAUCGUGUUUUGUGUGCACAGUGCGAUCUGGGACCGCUUUUCCUGGUGUGCCAUCGCCCUCGCCAUCCAGGCUUUUUACAUCCAGUUUAAAUGGGACAACCUCCUUCGCCUGGGGAGUGCCGUCUUCCACUUCCGGACAGCGGCCAACAGCGGCCUCUUGCCAGCUUGCAUGGCCAUCCCGCUGCUGGGCAUUGUGAUGAAAGAAAGGUGCAGAGCGGCCGGUAUCGUGUAUUUCGAACGUUUCGGCGUUGUGAUGGCCUCCACCGGCAUGAUCAUAGCCCUGUUCCUCUCUGUGAUAGCACUUGGAAUUACCAAACCUGUGCCGACAAACACCUGUGUGGUCUCUGGCAUCACCGGCAGCCUGAUAAUCUACACUGUAAAGCAUUCUUUGACCGUCUCGGAAGUGAUCGAGGUCCUGGAGGUCCUCCUGAUAUUUGUCUACCUCAGCAUGAUACUGUUAUACUUGCUGCCUCGAUGCUUCACUCCUGGAGAGGCUCUGCUCAUCCUGAUGGGCAUCAGUUUUGUCCUCAAUCAGCUCAUCAAACGCUCUCUGAACAUAACUGAAAGCAGAGGGGACCCGAUCGACUUCUUCCUCCUAGUGAUGGUGGUCGGAGUGGUUCUCCUUGGGAUCUUCUUCACCGCCCUCUUUUUCUUCAUGGAUUCGGGGACCUGGGUUUCCUCUAUGUUCUUCCAUAUGAUGACCGCGGUGCUGGGCCUGGGGGUCAUCAUGCCGUGGCUCUACCGCCUGAUCCGGAAGAACCCCUUGUUUUGGCUCUUCCAGUUCCUUUCUCAAACGCAGACCAGAGUUUACCUCCUCGCCUACUGGACCCUUUUGGCUGCUUUGGCGUGUGCCAUGGUGCUCUAUCAAAACACCAAGAGGUCGUCUGGUUCUAAAAAGCACCAAGCUUCAACCAUAACCAGGAAAUACUUCCACUUUGUUGUGGUGGCUACAUACAUUCCGGGGCUCAUCUACGACCGCCAUCUACUAUACGUCGCCGCUGUGGUGUGCCUGGCGGUCUUUAUUCUUCUGGAGUACAUCCGAUACUUCACCAUCAAGCCCUUCGGACACACACUUAGGCACUUCCUCUCUCUCUUUUUGGAUGAAAGGGACAGUGGGCCUUUAAUCCUGUCCCACAUCUACCUUCUGCUUGGGAUGUCCCUCCCUGUAUGGCUGUUCCCUAGACCUUGUGCCCCCAAAGGUACUUUGUCUGGGGCAGGAGCUUUGGCUCCUUACUCUGGGGUUCUGGCUGUGGGAGUUGGGGACUCGGUAGCCUCUAUUUUUGGGAGCACGGUGGGCGAGGUCAAGUGGCCGGGGACGAAGAAAACAUUUGAAGGGACCAUGACGGCCAUAUUUGCCCAGAUCAUUGCUGUUGCUGUCAUUCUGAUCUUCGACAGUGCUGUGGAUCUGAACGCCAGCUACUCCUGGAUUUUGGCAUCGAUUAGUUUGGUUUCUCUUUUGGAAGCCUAUACAUCACAAGUGGACAACUUACUCCUGCCUCUGUACCUCCAGAUCCUGCUGAUGGCUUAGGGGGCCUGGGUGGGAAGAAAGGUUCCUUUUGGUGGAUUAAUGACAUUGACGGGCGGGGAGGGGUAUAUCUGUGGGGCAAUGUCUUGAGUCGGCGUAGUGAAAAGAGAGAUCAUGGCUGUUAUGUGCAAAUAUAAAUAAAUAAAUGGAUAACAAUGUCAAAAUAAUUG
Messenger RNA from Rhineura floridana, 2094 nucleotides. RefSeq names its product dolichol kinase (gene DOLK). Gene Ontology annotation, cellular component: endoplasmic reticulum membrane. Gene Ontology annotation, biological process: dolichyl monophosphate biosynthetic process. The transcript is spliced from 2 exons. The coding region runs from base 353 to 1927 and encodes 524 amino acids. The record is from RefSeq and is a predicted model, not a curated record. Lineage: Eukaryota; Metazoa; Chordata; Lepidosauria; Squamata; Rhineuridae. Gene Ontology annotation, molecular function: dolichol kinase activity.